UACCAACAUUUAACCCUGCUAUUUCGAGAAACUUCCAGCCCACUUUUUCCACGUCACUUGAAGGAAUCUUUAAAGCGUCCGUCGCCUGUAUAAAAUGUCUCAGUACUCGACAGGCAGAAGCAACAUGAACGGCGUCAAGACUCAGUCACCGAUACUGACCAUGGCGAAUAAUGACAACGACCCUCUGCCCCUCGGAUGGGAAGUCAAAAUUGACCCGCAGACGGGAUGGCCGUUCUUCGUGGAUCAUAAUAACCGCACGACAACCUGGAAUGACCCCAGACACGACACGAAAAAGGUCAGAGAAGUGUCAGCAAAUGGACCCAACAUACCACCAGAACCAAGCCCUCAGGAGACACAGAAGACCUUUGUGAGGGAGAUGAAGCACCCCAUUCUUCGCCCAGGUUAUGUCCCGAUCCCAGUCUUCCACGAGGGCGCAGAACUCAGACAGCAACAGCACCCGUGUUACUCUUACAUCCAGCCAUCCACUGCACAGAAUAUCCGGACAGAUGGGCGGACACCAUCCCCAACGCCAGGGCUCCACUGCAGGCCUAGAUCACCUUUACAUGGACCUUCGGACAGCUGCUCCACUGAACCUGGAAUGGCCAGCUCACCUGUUUCACAAACAGCAGAGGUUUACACUACCCCACAUCACCAACCCCCACGGCCCAGCAGCACUGGUCUCCAAGCAGGUUACAUCCCCAUCCCAGUGAUCCAUGAGGGGGGAGGAAGCCAAACACCAACACAGGCUCAGUUAAAUCCCACUGUCUACUCUCAGCGCGUCCCCUACCCAGAGCACCAGCAGCCCUUCCAUCGCCUUCAGACAGACGAAUGGCCUGGCUACUCUACAGUAAUGCAGCCUCCUCGGGAAAGGGCUUCUCCGAUAUUGCUUCCUCAGCAUCGUGAUUCUUCUGCUAUUCACCUCCCUCCUCAUAUAAGAAGCCAGUCACCCAUUAUCACUCAGGUGAUGGGAGAAAGACAACCGGCUCAACAGCAUAUCCUCACAAGAGACCCACCCCAGAAAAUGGAGCAUGAACCACAUAGCCCACAGCCAAAACCUGAGAUUGCACCUCUCCCCCAGCCUUUGCAUACAGAAGUCGAUGGCCAGAAGCCUCAACAACCUCAACACUUCCAACAGCCUCCUCCUCAACAACCUCAACACUUCCAACAGCCUCCUCCUCAACAACCUCAACACUUCCAGCAGCUACCCCCCCAGCAACCCCAGCAUUUCCAACAACCCCAGCAGUUCCAGCAACCCCAGCAGUUCCAGCCACCCCAGCAGUUCCAGCAACCCCAGCAGUUCCAGCCACCCCAGCAGUUCCAACAGGCACCUCCUCAGACAUCUCCACAGCCUCAGCAGCCUGAACAGUUACCGCAGCUGCAGCAACAGUUCCAGCAUCCCCAGAAACCAGAGCAACCACAACAACAUACUGCAGACAUCACAGUCCAAAUACCUUCAAAACCCGAACCCCAGGACACGGCAGCUGUUCCUCCAGAGGUUCCACCUGUAAAGGUAGAGGCCGAACAGCCUGCUCAGUGCCCUCUCCACCCAGGCGUGGCUAAAGUACAGCAGAUAGUUGAGCGGGUCGCUAAGCUGGAGCAGGAGGUGAGAUGUUUUGAUGGAAAGAAGAAUGAUAAGAAAUACUUGUUAUUGGAGGAGCUGCUGACCAAAGAGCUCUUAGCAUUGGACUCGGUUGACCCAGAGGGUCGUAUAGAUGUACGGCAGGCGAGACGUGACGGAGUCCGCCGUGUUCAAAACAUACUGGAAGAACUGGAGCAACUGGAGGAACAUCCAACCAGGCCUGCAAAUGAGACCUCAAUGGAGGGAGACAACCUGACACAGAAAGGAGAGCCCAGCAUGAUCACCAAGGAGAAUGUUGGGAUGGCAAAGGAGAUUUCGUAAAGACUGCACACUCGUAAUCAUGGGGAGAGAAGAAUAGCCUGCUGUUUAUUUGAAUCGUGAACAAGUCUGCUCCGGCUCACUCACCACCUUCUCCUCUCUCUACAGCAUUUGUGGAAGUUGCAUGCAUUGAUUAAUUGUGUUGGUAUUUCCUGCCAUUCAGCACAUAAUUGAUGGUAGCUCAGCGCUGUCAUGUUUUCAAGCCAAUGUCGCUGCCUUUUAUGUUGUGCCAAUGUCUUCAUAAUGAGACAGCUGUCAUGAUCAAGGUGUUGACAAUGAUUUUUAGUCAAAUUAAAGUUUGAAUAUGAGGCCUUUAUCAAUAAAUGGAAGAAACAGUAUUUUCUUAAGAAAUGUUACAUGUAGUUGCCUUUUGUCUGAUCAAAUAUUGUACGAAGCUUUUCUUAAUCCAGUGAGCACAUGAGUUGGUACACAAGGGCGAACAUUUGGGGCUUUAAAGCAGAACUCACUGCAAAACUCAGUCAAUAGAAAAGCAUUUUCCCCUUUAUUGCCACAGGGCCAUGUUGAAGCUGCUUUGUCACAAAACACAAUGAAUAUGUUGAUAAGAUGCUGCUUUUUAGUGCAUUUACUUUUGCCGUCUUCGCACUUUGCCAUCAUUGCCAUCUAUCAUGCUGAGAGAUCAGCAGCACUUCAUUUGAGAUAUAUCAGUUACACAAGUUUUGAUUGGUGUGUUUGAGUGUUUGUAUGUGCAUUGGUUUACUUGUAAUUUCAAAACAUUAUAUCAGUAUUUAUAUCAUUAUAUAGUAUUUUGGUACAUUUAUGAAUGUGUAAUGACAAAUGGACCUGAGAUGUGUAACCUACUUGAGAUGUCAGACAAUCAGCACUCAAUGCUAAUAAAGAAUCACAGUUUAAGAUUGUCAGAAUGUCCUUGUAUAACUACCAAAGCCACAAUCUGUAAUAGCACUUCAACAAAAAUGGUCUAAAAGCCUUAAAAUACCAACUGUGAGAAGUUAUUCAACUAAUGGACAACACAUGAAGUGCACGAAAACAUCAAUCUUAUCAUUUAAAACGUUCAAAAUUAUUUUUAUUAUUGCCCUCUAAGUGUUUGUGUAGUAAAUUAAGAUCAUAAGCUAUCUGUAAUGGAGGGUCACUGCCUAAUUCACCUUUACAAAUUAUGGAUUGUGGCUUAGUGUUGAUCACGGGUUAUGAGUGGCAGACUAAUAUGUUGUUGAAAGCAAAUCACGUUGGUAUGGUUGAAAUAAAAUGUAUUUGACAUUCA
Molecule: messenger RNA, 3134 nt
Organism: Scomber scombrus (Atlantic mackerel)
Lineage: Eukaryota; Metazoa; Chordata; Actinopteri; Scombriformes; Scombridae
Gene: bag3
Product: BCL2 associated athanogene 3
Exons: 4
Coding region: 95-1900 (601 amino acids)
Biological process (GO): protein stabilization; muscle cell cellular homeostasis; negative regulation of striated muscle cell apoptotic process
Cellular component (GO): nucleus; cytosol; cytoplasm
Molecular function (GO): adenyl-nucleotide exchange factor activity; protein-folding chaperone binding
Source: RefSeq, a predicted model, not a curated record